Molecule: messenger RNA, 6473 nt
Organism: Nomia melanderi (Alkali bee)
Lineage: Eukaryota; Metazoa; Arthropoda; Insecta; Hymenoptera; Halictidae
Gene: su(sable)
Product: suppressor of sable
Biological process (GO): negative regulation of DNA-templated transcription
Cellular component (GO): nucleus
Molecular function (GO): metal ion binding; RNA binding
Source: RefSeq, a predicted model, not a curated record
CCUGCGUGUUACGUUUUGCGCUAUUGUUUAACAAAUCUUUAACGCCUGUAAUUUGCCGAUUACUUUUUUGUUUCCAGUUCACGAGUGUAUUUACUUUGUCUCUUUGAAAUCGUGGGAAUGGUUGCACAAGCUUAGAACGGGUUCCUUGUUUUCCUGCGUUUGUAGUUUUUCUGGUUUUUAUGUUAUGAGAUUGAUACUGUGCGGAUGUAAUUUUAUAUAUCCGGAGAGUAUCGUUUUAUUCCAAAAAAAGAGAGAGAAAAAGGGAAAAGGGGAAAAUGGGUAUUGCAACGAGAAACGGAUCAUUUUCUGAGUACAUGUAACGUCGGCUAUACGUGUAUGUAUAUUUAGGUUGCAUCGAUCGAUACCUACCGUGCUGCAACAUGUCCGUUAGCCGUGCCCCAAAAGCAAGCUAAUGUUUUCAGCUCAACUAGUAGCGGGAGUUCCUUUCGAGUAUACUCUGCUCGACCAAAGUUUUCGAUGUACCUUUAUCCAACGUGUAUAAGUCUAUGAUACGUAUUUAAUGGCCGUUGCUGAUAAUGGCCUUGACAGCUAUUAUAAGCUCGGGCCAACUUUUACAUGAAAAACUUUUUUCUUUCUUUUCAUCGAUGUAACAACGCAGUUUGCGUUUCUUCUCUGAUCAUUGAAUAAUAAUUGCGAUGAUGAUAGUCGUAAGUAAUAAUGAUAAUGACUUGGAAGAUGGAGAAAUUCCAUCCGAUGAAGACGAUGAGCCAGUACCACCACCACCGGUAAAAGAUGACGAUGCUGUUAAAAAUGUAUCGAAAGCAGAUACAUCAAAGAGCAAAACCUUUGAUUCUAAGUUUAGUAAAAAUAAGAAACCUAGUAUUCAAGGAAGUAGUAAACAUGACAGAUUUUCCAAAUAUAAAAAUGUAACGGAAGAUUGGGCUGGGGAUGUUGAGAAAGCUAUUAGGGCAGCUUUAGAGGAAGAUGGUGCUAGAAAUCAAGAUUCUAAGGCUAAGAGUAAAAAUAAUAGGAAUAAGAGUAGGAAAAGGCUUCGUGAUGAAAGGGAAGAAGACCGUAACAAGGAUCAGAAGAGAAGGAAGGUGAGCGAUGAUGAAAAUGUUAACGAUGAUGAGGAUGAAAUGUUAUUUGUUAGGGGUGCUUCACCUGUUAGAAAAGAUGCACAAGAAAAUAAUUCUCCAAGACAUGCCAAUGAUCACGAGAAUUUUGAUAGUAAUUCAGAUUACGAUGACAGGCCUAAUGUAAAUCGACAUAGGGAUAAUGAUACUAAACGCGGAAACACAAGGGGAGGAGGAGGAGGAGGACGAAGAGGUGGUAAAAACGAAAGAGGCGGAAAGAACAAAGCUAGGGGACAAAUGAGAAAUGAUAGAAAUGGUCGAAGAAAUCAGAAUAAUGAUCACAAUCAAGAUCCAGACGCUAUAUGCGUUUAUUAUAUGCAAGGAAAAUGUCACAGAGGAGAUGAUUGUCCUUUCUCACACAAUGCAUUACCACCUAGAAAAAUGGAACUAUGUAAAUUUUAUCUUAUGGAUUGCUGUGCAAAGAGAGAUAAAUGUUUAUACAUGCAUCAUGAUUUCCCAUGUAAAUUUUUCCACACAGGAUUAAAAUGCAUUCAAGGGGAUAAUUGUAAAUUUUCUCAUCAGCCGCUAAGUGAACAGGUGAAAGGAAUCUUGUUGAAACAUUUAGAAACAGCGCCAAAAGAGAUUCUCGGCGACUUUCCACGUUUAAGUAGGGAAGGAGCAAUGUUAAUGAUAAAUAAUACAGCAAGAACACUAGCCCAGGGUCAGGACAUGAUAAAUCAAAAAAUUCCAAGUCUUUUUGAUUUAAAUGUACCUGCGCCCACUAGUAUUACAGAUAAAAAUAAUGAAAAAGACGAGAAAGAAGAUCAGGUAUCUCAACAGAAAAGUGUCAGAGAAAGGAAGCCAUCCGGUAAAAAGACUCGAUGGGGUUCAGACGAAGAUAGAGUUCCAUACGAACAAAUUAUGUUACUCCAGUCAGCCAAUGAAUUUGGACUACAACUACCCAAUGCUGCAUUGGGUUUAGCAACUCAGCAACAACUACACUCAAAACCACUGAUUCCACAGACUAUGCCAACCAUGGAUUUCUACACAGAAGCUAAUUCUGAAAUGAAUAAAGCUAAUUUAAACAAACGCGAUAGAGAAGAUUUUACAAAAGACGUAGAAGAAGAUGAAAUUUUAGAGCAGGCAAAGAAGAAAGAUUCUUCGAUACUUGAGAAUUCAAAGGACAUAGAUUUAAGACAACUAUUGAAAACCGCGAAGAAGCCUCCACCCGUCGUUAGCAUAGCCGAUGAAGUAGCAAAUCUUACUAAAUCCAAGAUCGACGAAGAAAGUGAUCAGGACGAAGAAACUGACCUUGUUAUAGAAGUACCCAUCGAGGAGGAAGAUAAACAGAAAGAUAAAAGUACCGAUCAAGAAGAAACGUGUGUCCCAAGCGAACAAAGCAACAAUAACAGUGCUUCUUCGCCCCGUACGGAGGAACAGGAAGUACCGUCUCACUUACCGAAGAAAGCACAGGAAUUGUUCAUGCGUAUUCAACAGCAGCAGCGUGCAGCUCAAGACAGCUUCAAAAACAUGGAGAACGAGUGUUCCACGCAAAACACAGAUCAAAUACUGGAAGACUGGUACUCGGAUGACGAGGACGACGACGACGACGACGAGGGCGGCAAUCUGACCAUAGUACUGCCCAAUAAGGAUUCAUCGAAAGAGGAGAAUGAAUUCUCAGAAAAGACACAGAACGUUAGCAUCAAAGAGGAGUUCCAACAGUCGACCUCGAUGCCCAGUAUACCUCAGCCAGCAGCCAUUGUUGACAAACUUGGCGACUUGAGCAAAAUCGACAUCAGUGCUGAAGUGUCGAAACUGUUAUCAUCCCUCAAGGCGCGCAGUUCACCGAGCGGAAAGUCGAGUCAACAGAGCGCUAAUGGCCAGGAAAAUAUUAUGAAAGACAAAUCUUCGCCGGACAGAGGAUCAUCGGACGAAUCUAGCGCGCAAGGCAAAGCCGCGUUUGGUGGUUCCAGUCAGCUGUUAAAAGUCGAACAGGAAACGUCGAGUCCGCGAUCCUCUCCUGGAACGAGUUCCGCGCCUAUGUCCAGGGAUCCUCGCAUGUCUCGGGAUCCCAGACAACGCAGAGACGAACAGAAACCGAGCAGCCCUAGUAGAUCGGAAUGCAAGAAGGAGAGCAAACCUCUCCGACUGGAAACGAGCAUCUACAGUUCCGGCAUCACUGCGGUCGACACUAAUAUGGAUACUGAUCUUCGCACUAAGACAGAUCAGGAUCUGAGAAGGAAAGACAUGGAUUUCAGACAACGGUUCCAAACUGGAUUCGGAGACACCGAUCUACGAGUUGUCGGGGCAAGCUUCACGGAUGCCUCGACCAAAUCCGACGUUGAUUUACGGCAAAUGUUGAGUUUACCGUUUAAGCCGGCACCGUCUCACGUACCCUGCACGGAAAUCGAUGCUAGCAUUUCGUCGCAUCCUCCGAUGACCUACAAAGUGUAUGUCGUGGAUAUACCGAGACCAGAUUACACAGGUCUGAAGCUCACUAAAAAUGAUGCCCAGGUGAAAUAUGAUCCCCGUUUAAGAAAAAUCUUUAGAAUCGGUAAAGUUGAACUAGCCGAUUCUCCUAUGUCUCCACCCCCGGUGAAACCGGACACUCCAAAGUCACCCCCACAGGUUCGAUCUGAUCCACGCCGAAAAGCUCUCGAGGCUUCCAAUUUAUCUUCUCAGAAUAUCAAUGCUUCCAUGAUGAAAACUGUGCAGCAACCGUCGAUAGAGAUGCCCAACAUUGGGAUGACCCCUGCUGGCAUGCCUGUCCCUCAACCCAUGUCCGGCCCGCAGGGCAUGCAAGGUGGACAGAGUAUGAUGCCCAUGGGUCCGAAUCCAAUGCUUGGGAACAUGGGCCCAAUGGGACCUAUGAUGAAUACACCGCCAAUGGGUCCUCAGAACAUGGCACCGAUAGGCAUGACAGGCAUGCCUAACAUGCCACCAGGUAUGCCCAUCAAUGGACCUGUUGUACCUCAAAAUCAGAUGAACUUUGAUCCGCGUUUCAAUGUUCAACGUAACAAUGGUGCUGGUCUGUUAGGUCCAGCGCCCGGUGUAGGUUUCGGACCGGAAGUCAAUCCUUCGUACGACGGUGCAGCUUCUUAUUCUGGUAAUAAUUUUAAUAACUUUGGUCCUGGCCCUGGCCCCGGUCCCGGGCCGGUGCCACCGGAUUCCGGUAUGAUGGGGUUCAAUCCGAACGGUCCGAAUCCAAACUUCGGCAUGGACGGGCCAGAGUGGAACGGGGCGAACCAAAAUAGGCGCGGUGGUCGAAUCAGAAGACGACAUCGCAACAGGACCAAUAUUGUGACUAAUAAUUAAAGCAAUAAGCAAUCUUUUGAGUAGGUACACAAUCGAAGUACCUGGUGAUAAUUCUCAUUCUAAUUUAAAUUUGUACAGCGUGCAUUGUGUGUCGAUACAAUGCAUUUAAUCACGGUGGUCCAGAUUAAUUGUCUUGAUCUUGUCAAUUGUACAUGGUGUCAAAUGCUCGCUAGUGAUUUAAAUAGCAGGUUAAGAAUUUAAAUGGAAUCAAGAAUUAAUUGAAAGAAAGAAAGAAAAAAAAAUUGUAAAUGACUUAUACACUCAAGCAUUUGUUAAGUAUGCAUAAACGAUGUGAAUAAUGCUCAUAAUCACGCAACAUUCUAUAUUUUAUUUAAAAGUAUAGAUCAUGUUCUAUAUGGAAAAAGGAAAAAUAUUGUAUACAGAAUGCAUCUACUAAAACUAUUGGUUAUAGAAAAUUAUUUCGUUGAAGAGACGUAUCUGUAUAUAUCGAGUAUCAUCACCCAUUUGAAAAGACAUUUAACGGAUAAGGGGCGACACGAGUUAAAGGUCGUUUAAUUAUACAAAUUGAUUUAUAUUUUUUUUAUGUCUUCCAUGUGUAGUACAUAAUACUAAUGCAUCGUAUAUGAUUCGUACGCUCACUAUAGUGUUGGGUUCUAGAGUAGAAUAUAGAUUUUAUUGAACUACGUUGAAAACAAUGAAUGAAUGAAAAUUAUCAAUCACUGAACGGCUUAAGCCUCGAUUAAACAUUGAAAGAUCAAUUAAGUGACUUGUUUAUUAUUAAUAUUGUUGCAAAAUCCUGCCUUCGAAGCAGCAGCUUCCUUCGGUUUUGGAGAAAUUACAGGUUUCACUUUUAUUGAAAGGCUUCGCCCGAAGCUAACGCCAUGUCAAAGAGCAAGAUAUAACAGUGACAGCGUCCGUUGUCAAGAUAAAAAAAAUAUAAAAAUAUUGGAAUUGUUCUCUUCGAGCAAUCAAGAUGUACAUCCACUUUGUAUGUCGAUGCGAUGUACUUGAUUACAUGGAGAGAGGAGAGAGAGAGAGAGAGAGGGAGAGAGACAGGAUCUUUUGUGAUCCUUCAGAUUUUUAAUGGCAGCGUUCACCAUUUCAGAUGAGAAGACUUGCUCUUCGAUGAUUUCGCAGAUUUCGAUUUGUUAAUGUUAAUCAAUGCGAAAUUGCAAUAUUCUGUAAAAAAAUUAAUGUAUUUAUAAGAGUUUUGAAAACAGUUGUACAUGGACAUACUUUUUUACUUGCCUGAGUAUUAAAGGAUUCAGAGAAGGGGGUACAGAACAAAUUUUUUCUUUGGAAUUUUUCUAGGCAUUGGAACUGAAAAAUAUUGAAAUAUUAAUAACUCCUGUAAUAAUCUAGGUUUUACACUGCUAGCGAAGUAUACCCAGUAAUUACAUUUAUCAGUUUUAUGGUACCUCCGUACGUUCCACGUUAAUGUUAAACACGUUCAUCUGCUGAUAUGCAGAUUAAAAGUACUUCCCUUUCGAGAAAUAAUAUUAGAUACAGAUUAUAUUUAAAUUUAAAAGAUUAUUCAGUGUCCAGUGUUAGCUUACCAGUUAUAAUAAUUUUCUUUACUAUUAUUAAUAUGAUUACUAUGAUUAUGAUUAUUAUUAUUAUUAUUAUUAUUAUUAUUACUAUGAAAUCAUAAAGCAAAUUACAUUUGUAAAAAAUAAAGUUUACUAUUAUAUAGUAAAACUUUUUUUGUACAAUUUAAUUAUUGAUUCUAAUAAGAUCAUUUAUAGUUUGUUUUAAUAUUGUAAAUAAUGCUGUAUUUCUGCAGUGCACUUCUUAAAAUACAAGUACAUCUAAAUAUGGAUAUAAAAGGUGACAAGUUUUUAUAUAAUAUACAACCUAUAUAAGAAAUUGUACUUUCAUUUGACUAUCGUUUACAUUAUUACAGAUUCUUAUUAAAUUAUUAUUAUUAUUAUUAUUAUUAUUAUUAUUAUUAUUAUUGUUAUUGGUCUUUAUCCAAUAAUAAUUAUAUUUAAAAGCAUAUAUUCAAUUAAUGUACAAUAGAACUUAAAGGAUCAGCUCUUAUAGCUGACAGAUCCAAACGUGCAUCCAUUUCAUCAUCCAAUUCUCCUACAAUUGCCCUGAAAAGGAAAGAAAUAUAGAGAAUAUUAUUACAUUUUUGUUAAUCAUAAUUAUAAGCAUUUA